AUGCCUCCGUCAAUGGAUCAAACCGAGGCGGAGGCGGCGCCCGAGGACGUCACAUCCACCCACCAGGGCGGCGAUGUCGAAAUGACGGAAGAGAACGAAGUCACCAGAGGUCCAGAAGUUGAAGAAACUGCCGCCAACGAUAAUGAACCGCCCGCCAGAACCUCCUUCAUGUCCUAUCUGUCGUCGCCAGUCGUCACACUAGUCAUUGGCCACGACGAAAACCAGAGUUUGCUCACCGCGCAUCAAGCACUGCUCUGUAAGAGCCCGUACUUCGCAGAGCUGUGCCAAUCCUUCGUUGACGACGGCAGCCCGCGACAACUAGAACUUGACGAGGACACAUUUGCUGUCGGUUCAUUCCUCGAAUUCCUCUACACAGGCGAAUAUUUCCCCAAGAAGAUCCCCGGACAGCGAGUUCUCGAAGUGGAUCCCGACAUGCCCAAGGUAGAUGACACAGGUGUACAUCUCCUCAAGCAUGCGCGCGUGUAUACAUUGGCCGAGAAAUUUGGCGUACCGGAGCUGAAGAAGCUGUCGUCGAGUAAGAUCCACUGCAUCGAUUCGACGGCCAAGGGCGAGAUCGAAUACGCACGAUACGUCUAUGCGCAUACUACCAACGACGAUUCCAAGGUUCGCGCACCGAUUGCGAGCUUUUGGGCGACGAGAUCGCACACUUUGCGGGCCGAGGCGGAGGACGAGUUCAAGGCUUUGUGCUUGGAGUAUCCUCAAUUUGGUUACGACGUUUUGACCCGCGUCCUGGACGACAAGCUCAAGCGCGAACGGACGGACAAGAUGCACCCUUCUACAACGAGUGGCCGCAAGCGUGCAAGACACAGCAGCAGUGCGGCGGGAUCUGUCGCUUAA
Molecule: messenger RNA, 858 nt
Organism: Pochonia chlamydosporia 170
Lineage: Eukaryota; Fungi; Ascomycota; Sordariomycetes; Hypocreales; Clavicipitaceae
Product: BTB/POZ-like protein
Exons: 3
Coding region: 1-858 (285 amino acids)
Molecular function (GO): protein binding
Source: RefSeq, a predicted model, not a curated record